Molecule: messenger RNA, 1419 nt
Organism: Auanema sp. JU1783
Lineage: Eukaryota; Metazoa; Nematoda; Chromadorea; Rhabditida; Rhabditidae
Source: the annotation of a GenBank genome assembly
AUGGCUCUUCGUUUGGUUUUCGGAACAUCUCUCCGACCUGUAGUUUCCGGACAGGUGAGAAAUGCUUCUGCUCUUUCCAUCAAGGAUGUUCUUAACAAUCAACCAGCCGCCGAAGUCUCAACUUUAAAGAACGGCUUCAGAGUUGUUUCUGAAGACAACGGAAAGCAAACUGCUACUGUUGGAGUUUGGAUUGAGACUGGAUCUCGUUAUGAAAGUGAACAAAAUAACGGAGUUGCUCACUUCUUAGAGCGUCUUGUACACAGAGGAACUGGAAAGAGAGCUAGCGAUGCUCUCCAAUCUCAGCUUGAAUCCAUUGGAGCUAAGUUGAACUCUUUCUCCGGACGUGAUCAAACUGGAGUUUUCGUUCAGUCUUCUUCUCAAGAUGUUGAAAAAGUUGUUGACAUUUUGGCUGAUGUCCUUCGUAACAGCAAAAUUGACCAAAGCUCUGUCAACGAUACUAGAGCCGUCUUAUUGAGAGAGCUCGAAGAAUCCGAGGAUAACUACCAAGGAGUUGUUUUCGAUUACCUUCACAAUGCUGCUUUCCAAGGAACUGGAUACGCUAAGAGCCCCUUAGGUACAUCUGCAUCUAUUGCCAAGAUCAGUGAAACUGACUUGAAGGAGUGGCGUGAGGAUCAUUACCGCCCAGUUCGCAUGGUUCUCUCUGCUGUCGGAGGUGGAUGUGAAUCAUCCAAGCUUGUACAAUUAGCUGAGAAGCACUUCGGAGAUCUCAGCAAUGAUUACCCCAGAAAGGUUCCUGAGGUCAGCGGAGUCCGCUUCACUGGAUCAGAAUUCUUGUUCCGUAACGAUAACAUCAAGCACCUCUAUGGAGCUUUCGCCGUUGAGGGAGUACCUUAUGCUCAUCCUGAUGCUCUUGCUCUCCAAGCUGCUGAUGUCUUCAUUGGCCAAUGGGACGUCACCCACGCUUUGACCAGAACUUCCCCAUCCCGCAUUGUUCAAAAGAUCGCUCACAAUCAUGGACUUCACUUCCUUCAACAUUUCAACAUCAACUACAAGGACACUGGUCUCUGGGGAGUUUACUUAGUAACUGAUUCUCAUGAUCUUGUUGAUAACACCGGAAUCAUGAAGAGUGUUCAACAUGAAUGGAAGCACCUUGCUUGCCAAGCUGGUGAAGACGAAAUUGCUUUGGCUCGUAACAAGUUGCGUACCAAAUUCUACGAGAGUGUUGAGACUAACACUCAAAAGGCUCAAUUCAACGCUAAAGAGUUGCUUUACACUGGCAAUGUUCGUUCUUUGGCUGAGGUCGAGGAGGCUAUCUCCCGUAUAGAUCACAAUGCUGUCCGUGAAGCUGUUUCCAGACAUGUCUAUGAUAGAGACUUCGCUGCUUCUGGAGUCGGACGAACUGAGGCGUUCCCCAACUAUGCCCACACCCGUUAUCGUAUGUCAUGGUGGAGACUAUAA